Medicago truncatula (barrel medic) is the source of this 2268-nucleotide messenger RNA. RefSeq lists its product as uncharacterized. The record is from RefSeq and is a predicted model, not a curated record. Lineage: Eukaryota; Viridiplantae; Streptophyta; Magnoliopsida; Fabales; Fabaceae. The transcript has a single exon. Bases 91 to 2085 code for a protein of 664 amino acids.
CUUGGAGCCCACGCAUAUCCAUUUCUAGAUAACAAUCCAAAUCAACGUCGACUCAUCACAAUUUUCUUCAUCUCUCAACUUUAUUUCACAAUGGCUGCCGUCACCUCGUUGGUCCACCUGAGACCUAGAAUCUCAAUUUCCUCUUUCUCCUCUCAACUUUAUUUCUCAACAACAAUGCCCGCCGUCACUCUCCUUGGCCCACCUGAGAUCUAUACUCUCAAAUCAAACCCCAACCCUAACCCUACCACCAUCACAACCGCUGAAACCACCACAACCACUAACAAUGUCUUUGUCGAUCAAAUGGUGGACAACUUCAAUUCUCUGGCAAGUAACCGAAACCCACUGAUGGGGUUCACCGAGAACAUGUCACCGACAUUUCUCUCCACCGGUAACCCAUGCCUUGAUUUCUUCUUCCAUGUUGUCCCCGAUACUCCCUCUGAAACACUUGUCGAGAGACUCAAACUAGCAUGGUCCCAUAACCCACUCACCACCCUCAAACUCGUCUGUAACCUCCGUGGUGUUCGUGGUACCGGCAAGUCCAAUAAAGAAGGCUUCUACGCUGCUGCUCUCUGGUUGCAUGAAAAUCACCCUAAAACCCUAGCUACCAAUGUUUCUUCAUUCGCUGCCUUUGGUUACUUCAAAGAUCUCCCUGAGAUCCUCUACCGUCUUCUCGAAGGUUUUGAAGUUCGCGAAAAGCAGAAAGAAGAGUGGCAAAGGAAAUUUUCAUCAACAUCAAGGAGAGAAAUAAAUAAAAAACAACUACACCACAACAAGAACAAGGACGUCAAGGAUAACAAAGGUGAAGAGGUGGCUGCGAGAGCUAAGGCUCAGAAAGAAACUGCUCACGCUUUGAAGGAAGAGAAGAGGAUUGCCUUGGCUAAGAAGCUUGUUGAUCGAUACAAUCGUGACCCUGAUUUUAAGUUCCUUCAUAAUUGUAUCUCUCAUCAUUUUGCUGAUUGUUUGAAGAAGGAUCUUGAGUUUUUGAAAUCUGGGUCACCCAGAAAAAUCAGUCUUGCUGCUAAAUGGUGCCCCUCUCUUUACUCUUCCUUUGAUCGGUCAACUCUUCUGUGUGAGACCAUUGCCAAGAGGAUAUUCCCUCGGGAGGAAUAUGAAGGUGUGGAGGAGGCGCAUUAUGCUUAUAGGGUUCGUGAUCGUUUGAGGAAAGAUGUGUUGGUGCCGUUGAGGAAGGCGUUGCAAUUGCCUGAGGUGUUUAUUGGGGCUAAUCAAUGGGGUUUGAUUCCUUAUAAUAGGGUUGCUUCUGUGGCCAUGGAGUUUUAUAAGGAGAAGUUUUUGAAGCAUGAUGAGGAGAGGUUUGAGAAGUACUUGCAGGAUGUGAAGGCAGGGAAGACUACUAUGGCUGCUGGUGCUUUGCUUCCUCAUAAGAUUAUAAAGUCUUUUUUGAAUGGAUAUGGUGGAGAAGUGGAUGAGUUGCAGUGGAAGAGAAUUGUUGAUGAUUUGCUCAAGAAAGGAAAGAUGAAAAAUUGUCUUGCAGUGUCUGAUGUGUCUGCGAGUAUGUAUGGGACCCCUAUGGAGGUGUCUGUGGCAUUGGGGUUGUUGGUGUCUGAAUUGAGCGAGGAACCAUGGAAAGGGAAGGUGAUUAGUUUCAGUGCUGAGCCUGAGCUUCAUGUGAUUAAGGGGGAUGAUCUGAAGUCCAAGGCAAGGUUUGUGAGAUACAUGGAUUGGGGGUUCAACACUGAUUUCCAGAAGGUGUUUGAUCGAAUAUUGGAUGUGGCUGUCAAUGGGAAUCUGAAGGAGGAUCAGAUGAUUAAGAGGAUAUUUGUAUUUAGUGACAUGGAGUUUGAUCGAGCGUCUGCAAAAUCUUGGGAGACCGGUUACCAAGUUAUCACUAGGAAAUUUAGAGAGAAAGGGUAUGGUUCUGUUUUGCCUCAGAUAGUUUUUUGGAAUCUGAGAGAUUCGAUCGCCACCCCGGUGCCAUCCACUCAGAAAGGAGUGGCGCUGUUAAGUGGGUUUUCGAAGAAUCUACUGACAUUGUUCUUGGAUAAUGAAGGUGAUCUAAGCCCCGAAGAAGCCAUGGAAGCUACCAUCGCUGGCCCCGAGUAUCAGAAACUAGUUGUGCUGGAUUGAUUUCCUUCUAAAAUUAUUAGUGCAACAUUAAUAAGUCGAUUAAAAGGAAAUGGGUGAUUCUGUUUAUGAACUACUGCUUGAUUAGAUUGUUGGUAAUAAAUUUCUGAUAUGCUUUUGUUUUAUGUAGUUGUUCUUCAGUUGAAAUGGAAGUGUGUUUUUAAUGCAAAUUGGUUACCUCUUUCA